AUGAAUAGUGGUUUAUUGAAUACUAUUCUUCUGUACAUAAGUAUUGAUGUGAGCAAAGCGUGUGUAUCAUCUGGAAUUUGCACUGGUGGGUACGGAUGUGAAACAAACGUGGCACCUACGUGUGUUGGUGGAUGCGCAUUUGGAUAUACAUGUGGACAGUAUGGUUGUUACUCAAAAGCACGUGCGAGAUCUUCCAAAACUUUUGCCUUUCAUCCUCAAACUAAUGAACAUUUUUAUGAUACAAAGCAAGAAGGAUUAACAUCUGAGCAAUUAGCUGAUGAAAUGUUCCAUGAUUGUUGUCUUGAUCAACAUCUUCCAGAUAGUUGCUUACAGAAAUGCUCAUUUAAAACUUAUACAAAGAAUAAUUUGCAGGCAAUUUACUUACAUUUGGAUGAUUGUCCAUUGAAAGCAAUUGCUGCUAUAACAUACUGUGCAGCUCGUGGAAUAGAUCAUACGCCGUGUUGCAUAGAAAAUGGAGUUGCGAGAACAAUUGCAGGGUCAAAAUGUCUUGUACUUUGUGACCAGAGAUCGGGAAAUGUAACAGAGUUAAACUUGUCUUACUUGCCUUGUUUUGAACGAUUCAACGAUAUUAAAAGUUGCUUUAUGGAGUACAGUAAUUCCAAAUAUCAGUCAGUAAAUACCGAUGCAAUGCCUGUUGUACAAAGAUUUGGGUCAUAA
This is a messenger RNA of Thelazia callipaeda (thelaziosis nematode), 678 nucleotides long. Lineage: Eukaryota; Metazoa; Nematoda; Chromadorea; Rhabditida; Thelaziidae. The record is from the annotation of a GenBank genome assembly.